CCCCAUUGUCCCCAGAAAGCACAGUUCCUCUCCCUCUCCGCCUCUAAUGCUUCCCUCGACAACAGAGUAUUCCACCGCCGCUUCUGAUUUCCUUACUGUCGACCGCUCCUCUCCUCUCACAAACCAAAACCCAUCGCCCAUAUCGUAAUCAACGUGUGCUUCAACCUGACGCGGCGGUUCUAAUUUCGGGUUUGUCACUAUCAAGGUUUUCUCCGCUCCAAAGGACCUCAUAAACGACUAUGUGGCUCGAAUAGAUAUCUUAAUGCAAUCAGCGAAUUCGACGGGCUGUUCACCGAGAAUUCUGGAGAUGAUUCAUCGAAUCAACGUUCAAGGGUCGAAAGUAACGCCAUUCAACGACUCUAGCGGACUUGGGUCCCUGACGAGGAAUUCAUCGUCUUGAAAUCGAUGCUGAAGAAGGUUAUCUAGAUGCACCCGCCGAAUAACCAAAGAAUCUUUGCAUCCUCGAAUCAACUAUUCUAGCUUCAAUGAUUCACUUCCGCCUUACGAUCUGGAACCCACUUCUGCGUAUCCGCCUUAAAACAAUGGUUGACUGGAGGUGAGCUUCCACUAUUCCACAGCCAUCUCAAGUCUUCGGUCUCCUCGCGUCUCACUUUCCUUCUCUAAUUUUUGCUAUAGAAGCUCAUAAUGAUCAUCCAGAGGCUGCUGGUAGGUGUUUUAAGGGAAGUGGGUGACACCAGUGUAAGGGAGGAGGAAGGGGAGGUGGACCAGGAAGGACAAGGGUUUUGUGUAAGGGUGGGGUUGAUAUAGAAUUAGGGUUUUUGGUUAGGCUGUCUGGUUCAAUUGAGUUUGGUUGUUAAAUUUUUUAUUUAUAUUGUAGGUGAUAUGGCGUGCUGACUGGACGAAACUAACGGUUUUUUAGAUGGAGAUGGACGGAAUGAUCAUUUCGUUAUUCUCUCAAACGUAUGUUACUGAAACAUGCAAAAUUAAAGGUUUGUGACCGUUUUGUACAAAGUGAAUAGGUUUGUAACCUUUUAUGCUAAUUACCCGGCAUUUAACUCAUUGUCUUCAAGAAUCGAUAAUACGUGAUACAUAGGACAUAGCAUUGCACGGCGACUGACCUAUUCCAUAUUAUACUUCCGUUCCGUAGAGUCUGGUAUAAUAUUUUGUUCGCCAUUAACUUAUUCAGACAGCCAUGGCAAUAUCCAACUCCACAAUACAAGAGAUAGAUUUGAGUUUUCAGGGGAAGGGUUUGGAAGAAACAAGCGAUUUCUUCCAGCGGAAAUGCAGUUCUUGUUCAGAGGAACAGUUAGCCUUCAACGGAGAACCAAAGGCCGGAAUCGACUUUGAACAGAAUGUUGAUGAUGCAAUGCAGUUAGAUUCUGGCCAGCCUGCAGCUUCCCCUCGCAGAUCUGAUCCCCUUGAUUCCGAACUUAAUUACAAACCGAAAGACGUAUUGUACAAUGAAGUUGAUCGCUGCAAAGGUGAAUCUAUAACAAAAUCUCCAUGCAGCAAUGGUGAAGAAACACAAACUUCUGCUGAUCAUGCACAGGAGUCCCUUCUUACAGUAGAUGACAGCAAUGCCGGCAACGUUAACGAUGAUACGAAGCUGGAUACAACGGGAGUCGCACCUUCCAGGGAACAAGUUGGAUACAGUACUGAUCAAGGUUCUCCUAACGUCAACAACUCACUGUCCACCAAUGAAGCCGUCCAAGGAAAUUCAAUGGCACGUAAGGAUAGACGACCUCAGUCGCCUGGAACGUCGUGUAAUGAAGAUAAGGAAGCUGGUAGUGAUCAGCAUCAUUUGUGUAGCUCCACUGCAAGAAUAACACCGGCUUCCCCAAAGAGGUUAAAUCAUAAGCAUAGUUCUUCUGCAUCACCGCAAGUACACAACUCACCAAACAAGCAUAGCAGGCAUGGGCGUUCGAGGUCAAGAUCACCUAUUAAGCAAAGGGACUCCAGUUCUGGGCACAGGAGAGAUCGGCGAAGCAGGUCUCGAUCAAGAUCUCCUAGUUACAGAACAAGGCAUUCGCCGAGGAGACGAUCUCCUACUUCUGGACGUUAUCACUCUAGCCGCUACUCUCCUCUUCGGAGAUCUUGGGUACCUCCUCCCAACAGGAGAACCGGAUUUGGAAAGCCUGGAAAUAACUUGUUCAUUGCUGGGUUUAGCUUUUUGACAACAGAAAGAGAUUUGGAAAGGAAGUUCUCUAGGUUCGGACGCGUGCGUGAUGUUCGUAUCGUGCGUGACAGAAGGUCUGGAGAUUCUCGAGGAUUCGGGUUCUUAUCUUUGGAAAGGGAUGAAGAAGCAGAUGCUGCAAUUAAGGCUCUUGAUGAAACAGAAUGGAACGGUCGGAUUAUUCUCGUGGAGAAAUCAAAGUCCCAUUGAAGCUCUGAUACUGAUGUUGUUCCCUUUAUCUGGUGAUAUACUUCUGGCAUUUCUUCUUUUAUUUCAGACAUAUGUUGAUUUUAUGAUAGGCCUGUCGAUCUCUUCCCAUUGUAACUUGAAAAAAAGCAGCUAACAUAAGGAGAUGGCAUCAUGGUUUUGCUUCUGGUUGUGAAGGUUUCAACGGAAUUUGAAACACAUUAGGUCAUUCUCAUUGGUUAAUCAAUGGUCAAAACUAGC
This is a messenger RNA of Linum trigynum, 2581 nucleotides long. The record is from the annotation of a GenBank genome assembly. NCBI's taxonomy places the organism in Eukaryota, Viridiplantae, Streptophyta, Magnoliopsida, Malpighiales, Linaceae.